CACUUCAAAUGUUAAACGGUUUUAUUGGAAACUAUUUUUGUACUGCGCUCUAGCGUAACGAGUUAUUUAGCUAAUGAAAAACAAACAUUUGACCGUUAACGCUCGCGCGUGGUGUUAUUCAUUUACAAUUAAUAAUUAACAAAACCUAUAUUUCUUUAGUAUCGUUUACAUAUAACUAAAGACACAAUGGAUUUGGAUAGAUCGGGAAUGAGUGCGGAUGAGUAUUACGUGACGGCGCUACAAAUAUUUCAUUAUUGUGGCGCUGAAAGCACGAGCACGCUUCGUGUUGACAGUUUGAUGGACAAAUUCGCACCUUUCGUAAAAACUAACAAGGCUGAAUUUAGCUUUUUGAAAUCUUUAAUGGAUCCUGAUGAUGAGAAUCCAGAAAUUGAUGUAUCAAUGUUGGCCAAAACCCUACACAAGUACACAGAGAACCAGAAGUCUAAGGCUGACAUGGAUGAAAGUUUCAACCUAAAGAGCGGCGCUCCACAAGAUUCUGAUUCAGGCAUAUCUACAGAUGGAUCUCAACUGCUGGAGGAUCUGCAGUGUGAGCUCCGUGAGAAGGCACACCUGGCCCACCAGCUGCGGUCACAGCUGGACUUCACGGACAGACAGCACGAGGAGGCUCUCGCAGCACUCACUGCUGAACGGGAUGCGCUGAGGACUCAUCUUAAUAUGUUGCGCGAAGAGAACGCGUCGCUGUCUCAGGCUCGCCGUGACUACGAGGAAGCGAGCGAGCGGCUAUGUAGCAGCGAGCGGUCGCUGGACGAGACGCGUCGGGAACUGGACACCAUCAAGCGACGCUCCAAGGUCAUGCUCGAACAACUCAACACGCUCGAGAGUGAGAAACUAACCCUACAAGAGUUACUAACGAAGUCGAAGGCGGAGUGCCACCGUAUAAACGAGAUGUACGCGGCGCGGCAGUCGGCGCUGCUGGAGCAGAACGAGACGCUGCGCUCGGAGCACGCCGACCUGGCCGCCCGCCUGCAGGACCAGGACGAGUUCGUGCAGCAGAUGAUUAAGGAGAAGGUUCUACUAGAAAUGGAGCUAAAAGAUGUUCUGAACAAGUCGAAUCAGACCCAACUACGUCUGGACCGCAGCAUCGACAUCAGUUACACCGAGGAGCAAAUGUUAACCGCACUUGACAGUCUUAAUGCUGACACCAGGUUCUCAUCAGAAAACCGUAUCCUUGACGAAGAAUCAUUCAUUAACGCGUUAAAAGAAGACCAAGGACGAUGCACGAACAUAUCGUUAUUUGACGAAAUACGUUACAGCUUCUGUAACAUGUCCAAACUUAACAAUACAGGCUGCAACAGCAUUGCGUACGACAAAAACUUCGAUUUUAACAUAACUGUUGGAACCCAGACAGACGAAACUAAACCUUAUGACUAUGCAGACAAAGUUGAAUUAACUGGAAUGAGUACGCAGACUGAAGAACUAGUUUUGAAUAAUAAUAAUAAUGUACAAUUACAAUGUCUUGAGUGUGAGAAAAUGAGUCGUUAUGCGGAGAAGUUAGAAAUGGAUAUAAAUAGGUCGCAUCGCGCUAUGUCAGAGAUGCAAGGAGAAAUAGAGAACUAUGAAGGUAACUUGGAUAUGCUUGAGCAGUUUGUGAAGGAGGGCAAUGAGCGGAAUAAUGUGUUGCAAGCUAUUAUAAAGAGCUUGGAGAUGAAGAUCAGUUUGUUGGAGGUGGCUUGUGCUAAGCAAGGAGAUCGCUUGGCCAGUCUAACGCCUGAUUGUUACGUCUGUACGCAAACCCAGUCGGACACGGAGUCGGUGGCGACACAAGUAGAGGUGCCUUGUAUCGAAUGUGAGAAGCGCAAAGCCGUCGUCCCACACCGCAGCCUUAGGAAAUUAUUUUGGGAUCCCCUCAAGUGCCUGUUCCAAGUGUUCGCCGUGGUGUGCUUCCUGUGCGCCAUAUCGGUGCUGUACGGGGUGUCUCGGCGGAGCCCCACGGCCUGUCCCCGCGAGCCGCUGCCCUGGAGGUGGAUGGACGCGCAGGACAUCAUGGACCUACUCCUCAGGAUAGAAUACGUCGCCGAUGUACCUAUGUGAGCCUACUCAACUGAUCUGAUACCUGUAUUUUUAAUUAUAUUUAACUAGUUGUGUUUUUUAACACUCUGUAUGAUGUGUGGGGAUUAAUGGUACCUUUUUUUUUUAUUAACGAGGACAUCAAUACACGUGUAGAUGUGUUGGGAUUAAUGGUACGGUUCUUUUUUAUUUAACGCGGACGUACGAUUCACGUUGAUACCAAUAUGCUUUUAUAAUAUUAUAGCCAAGUCACUUGAUAUAAGAUUGAUAACGCAUGUUCCGAAUGAUGACACUCCAAAAACGGACACGUAGUAAUGAUUACGACAGUUGAAUUGCUAAAUAUACUCCUUAAAUGUUCCUCGUUUUGCUUACUAGCAAAGUGUAGCAUCCUGUCAGUAUAAUUCUUCUCCGUGAGAGAAGAGCUCUUUGCUCAGUAAUAGGCACUUUAAUACUGCUGAUAAUGGUGGUGCAAUAUAUUUCCUCUAGUUUUGUCACUGUAAAUGAAACAUAGUCGAAAGUCAAGCAAAUAAAAAAAGAGAAUUAGCGUUAAUCCCCGUACAUCUACUUAGUAUAGGAAUUUGGUAGCUAUUUCAAAUAUUAUUGGAUAGAAAAGUUUUAUAUUUUAUUACCUUUACGUAGGAUAAAUUGACAGAAUAGAAAAUUAAUUAAAUAUUUUGAGAGUUAUAAUCAAAUUGUAUAUCUAAAACGAACCUGCGUGUGUCGUAUUCUAAAAAACAAAAUAUGUAAAUUAUAUCCUACGACUUUAAUAUAAAAUCAAUUAAAUUGUUUUAGAAUAGUGAAAACAUGUGUAUACGCAAAAAGCAUCGAAAAUUAGAGUAAUAAUAAUAACCAUAUAGUCAAAUACUCAAACGUCACUUAAUUUUAAGACCUUCUGAAAUAGUCUAGUUCUGUCACUACAAAUUGUUUAUAAAAGACAGAGAUAGAACGAUAUUUAAGUACAACUUAAAAUUGAGUAGCGUUUCAGUAUUCGGGCGAUAGAUAGUCAAAGAAAUUAAUAGAAUCUUCUAUUUUGUAAACAGCCAGUGAAUUCAAACUUAAUGAAUAGUUUUUAAAUACUUUUAUGAAUGUCUAAUUAUUAUUAAAAACUCGAUGGAAGGCUGAUACGGAAUUUAAUGAAAAUUAAAAACUCAUUAGUUUAAAAUAUUGCAUUUAAAAUUUAAAAAGAAAAUGUAGUGUAAGUAUUUUUAGUACAUUAUUUUACUUAACUAACUUGUUUGCCAAAUAUUAACGUAAUUGUAAUCUGCAUUUAUUAUUUAGAUUAUAAAUAAUUUAGUACUUUGUAACUCUUGUUGACAUGUGACUGUAAUUUGUGUCUUAUUACAAUACACUUAAGGUUUGAGAGCCUUAAGUUAGGUAUCGAGUGAUAAUGACUACUUAAUUAAUUGUUUUUAGAACAGUAUUUUGGCUAAAAUACGAGUUUUCUAAUUGAUUUUCUUUUUAAUAUUCUGUUUACCUGAAUAUAUACUUUACUACGAACUUGGUUCAUACUUUACAGACAUACAUAUACAGUAGAAAUGUAUAACGGUUUCCUGAGAAGUAUACAGUCUGUAUAUGAAUUUAUGAAACAAAUUUCAUAAUAUACUGAGGGCUCAGUACGAGUUUGUUUCGCGUUUAUCGAGAUCGACGGUUCAAUCUCUUUAAACAUAAAACAAAUCCGUAAGGCCCAUUGACAUUCACGUGCUUUGAAAAUGUUCAAAAGAGUAUUUCACGUUAGAUCGCAUUCACGCAUUCGUGUUCUCAAGUCGCAAACUAUACUAAUCACACAAAAAAAUAUUUUGAUUCAUACGUUUUUAAUUGCGUUAAGCCGGGUCCAGACGAGUGUAACGUGUAAUGUAAUCCACCGUGUAAUGUAACACGAAUUCUACGUGUGGACGGCAGUACGAGCAUUACAUGUAACGCUCGCGCGGCGCUCGGGGUUGAUCCAUCGGCUGUCGGUUUUUCGCGCGAACACAAAGACGCAACUGAGUGGAAACAGCUUUUGAAAUAUUUUCGCGUUCACAAUUCGCUUUGAGUUCGUGUGCCGUCCACACUGUUGAUGCUAAAUUACACGUAAUCUUACAUUACACGUUACACUCGUCUGGACCCGGCUUUAAAAAAAUCGCUCGUAAUCGCAAUUCGCGAGGCGAAUAGCUUAACGAGCGUACUGUUUGUACGUAUGCGUGUACGGUUGUUCGCCAUACAAUUCUCACGAAUGUGCAAAAUGUGGUAUUAGGAAGACUUUCUAAAAUACAAUUGUAAUUGUUAGCAAAUUACUUAAUUUUCUGUUAAGUCGUAGUUACAUUGUAUAAUGUGUAUUUAAAAUACCUAUCUUGUCCUAUCGCCUAUCGUUGACAUGUUCACAAUAUGUUCUUUUAACUUUAGACUCAGCAGAGUUCUCGCCUAUUCACCAUUUAAAUAUAUUUCUUUAUAAAUUCGUUUUUAAUGCAUGUUACAAAACAAUUCUGUGAUAUCGCAGUGCCAGUUAGAUGUAGAUUUUUAGCAUUUACACAUAAAACCUAAGACUAUUCGGUAUAAUCUAAUUUUGGUAUAAGUUUUAAAAGUAAUGACAUAUUGAAAUUAACAAAAAUUAUUUACCAAAAAUUAUUUUUUUAAAUUUGCGUUUGCAUUGUUUUUAAAUGUACAACUGCAGUGUAAUUUUAGUGUUAGAUUUUAGUUUUGUGGGCCUUUUAUUGAUAAAUGUGAAGAUUGUACUAUCAUCUUAAUAGUUAAUUUAAUAAAUGAUACAUGUUCACAAAAUAUCUUACCGCUGUACUCAGAGUCAGAGAUUUAAUGGUUAGCAGUCCUUAGCAGUAGUUUUAAAAUAAGGAACAAACUAAGGAAAAGUUUAAGUAAACAUUAAAUGUCUCUGAGUGUGGCAGUAAGUAUUUCAAGUUAAGUAUAGCAAAAAAUUAUUUAAAAAAUAGGAUUAUUCAGAAAAGAAUAUCCAAGAGAUCCAAUUUAUCGAUAAAAGGUCUCAUCCCUAUUUAACCUUAGCUUACCAAUUAUAGUAUUUUAAUAGAAUAUUAAAGUAUUCUCUAAAUUUUGCAUUAUUUUUAACUAACUACGCAUUUACGAUGCAUUUAUUUUUAGUAGAUCUGUUUUUACUAUAGCAUUCCAACUUUUCUUCAUUUCGAGUGUGUAUGUCAAGGGGAAAGGUUGGAAAUUGUGCAUUUAUUGUUUAGUUAAGUUUGUGAAGUGCGUUAACGUACUAAAAUAUUAUAUGUAUGUUUAGAAUGUAUGAUUUUUUAUUUAUCGAUAAUUGGAUACUUAUUCAUAAGUUGUGAUCGUAGUUUUCCCAUCACUUAAUGUUUCUUAUUACCUUGCGAGUGAAAGAGAUUUGUCGAUGUCGAUAAAGUUAAGAUUAUCGACACAUGCUCAUCUCUAGUUUGAUGGUGUAUGACAACAACUUGUGUUUUCUAUAUUAUUUUUGUUUUAUUGUAUCAAUUUUAGUCAUUUAUCGUUCUGUAUAGCAAUAAACGAGAUCUUCCUUUA
Spodoptera frugiperda (fall armyworm) is the source of this 5520-nucleotide messenger RNA. Its product is annotated as myosin-11. The transcript has 11 exons. NCBI's taxonomy places the organism in Eukaryota, Metazoa, Arthropoda, Insecta, Lepidoptera, Noctuidae. The coding region runs from base 187 to 2052 and encodes 621 amino acids. The record is from RefSeq and is a predicted model, not a curated record.